Molecule: messenger RNA, 1568 nt
Organism: Drosophila albomicans
Lineage: Eukaryota; Metazoa; Arthropoda; Insecta; Diptera; Drosophilidae
Exons: 1
Coding region: 141-1556 (471 amino acids)
Biological process (GO): negative regulation of phosphatase activity
Molecular function (GO): phosphatase binding
Source: RefSeq, a predicted model, not a curated record
UAUUUGUCAUUGUGUUAUAUUUAUUAUUCAAUUUAAAUGUAGAUUUGCUAUUUAACCUUUUAUUAGAUUUUCUUUUUUGUUGUCUGUGUUAAUGUUACUGCUCGUUAUUUAGUUUGGAGUUUUAGUUUCCCAUUUUCGCAAUGCUUCGAAUGCACUUUGGCGCUGGUCAACCCGUUUACCACAGCGGCACAUGGUCGUGGAACAAUGAGACUGAUAGUCUGCAUUUUGAGCCACACACGGAUUUGGAGGACAGCAAGGACCGUUACAUUGAAACGAAUGGAUAUCGAUUUCUACGCACUCUAAACGCUGUGGAGGAGAAUGUGUUUCGUCAGGAAUACACGCAAUCUCAACCCGAAUACGAGGUGGUUGUGUCAAUCAAUGAUGUGCGAGAUCUGGUUUUAUUCCUAAUGCCCAAGGAAUUUAUGAGAAUGCGCUUCGUUGACUUCAUGCACAAGCCAGCUGUAGACAAACUGUUGCAUGCUCUUAUCAUCUACUUUGAGUACUUUCUUCGUAUGGUGGAGUUUGUGCUCAUUCGAAGGGAUGAAGUCGAGGGCAGCAUGUCGCAAAUCCAAAGCGAACAAACGAACGAAUUGAAGCGCAUUUGCUCCAUCCAUUUGAGCCAGUAUCGCAUGUUGGUGGCUAGAAAUUAUAGUGUUAUCCUCAAGGGUGAAGGCGAUAUGGCUGAGUUUUAUCAUAUGAAGCAAUCUGUACAUAUUUCCGCUACCCUCAAGGAUCGUACCUUUCAUAAACAUUUCUUAGCUGUAGCCAUACAGAUCGUUUGGAUAACAAUGCAUCGUCGUGCUUACCAUGUGAUCGAGAUGGAAAUGAAUAGACUCUUUGGUUCGGAACACUUUAUAGGGCAACAUCCCGAGUAUAUCAAGUUUUCGGCAGCGGAAAGAAGCCUUCUCUAUGGGCGUAGGAAUAAAAUAGUGAACUAUCGCUUGCAGCGAUCACCACUGAUACAGGAACUGGAGCAUGUGGCUGACGAAGAUUUGCCCAUUUUGUGGAUAGGUGAGCGAUUGUAUCGGGGAAACAAUAUUCGGAUUGCUAGCAUCGAACUGGAGUACAUUGUGCCAGACACUCAGCUACGUAUGAUAGAUGUAGCCCAUGGGAUUCUGGGAAAUCCGAAGCGUUUCUUUAAUACCAUUCUCGAAUUAAACUGGCCAGCAUUGCGGAAGGAGAAUUAUUCACUGACAAAUGAUCCCUAUCACCUUAUAAGGCAGCCAUCACUUCGCGUACCGAACAUCAAAAGUCGGCGUGAUUUGAAAUUGUUCAAGAACUAUGAACAUUUCCUAAAGAUCUCUCAAAUUUAUGAGCCAGUUCCGCGGCAUAGACUUCUCAAAUGGCUUCAGCGAGAAAACAAACUUUCGUCUUCCCGAAUUGAUGAUACGCCAAAUAUAUAUACGCGUUGUGAGAACGAGCUGGCCUCCAAAACUAUCGGUCCCAAUGUUACUCAGAUUAUCCACAAUUAUUUCGAAAUUGUCACUCGCUUUCGUAAAGAAAUUACCGAUGAUAAGGAUAAAGACAAAGAGAGUUACGCUUCUCUCAGGUUUUGAAUGAUAUUCGUU